AUGUGUGUGGUAUCGCAGAGAGCAGAGUUGGGAGAUGUUUGCGUCGAGACGUUGCUGAAGGAAGAUAGUGCUACGUUUAUCAUGGAGCCGUCCCAAUUGAUGUUGCUCGCCGUCUCUGCAAACUUGUGCAGGCAGAUCCGGCGAAGUUCCUCGGAUCUGGAAGGGCAAACCAUGGAGAUGGCCUUCCAACAUGGUCUGCCCGCACAUGCGGUGUCCAGAUCAGCAAAUUCCAAAAUCAGAGCGUUUUGUGAGGCAUGCACGGAGCGGGACCUGUUCCGCAACGGCGAAGUCACCUGCAUACAGGCCUGCCAACGUGGAGAUGGCACGCGCUUCGUCGCGUAUCAACUCUUUCACAGCUGCCAGGUCCAAGGCCGUUGCCUCGUGCUGUGCGUGCAGUUGGAACUCUGUGAGGGCGAUCGUCCCGACAUGAAGAUGAACCUGGUCCAGUUUCACGAGGAGGCACGAGUACAGCUCCUCCAGGCCUUGAAAUGCCUGGGAUCUCCCCUCUCCUUGGAGCCACCCAUUUUGGACGAAAAGGACGUGGGCUUUCGCUUCUACGGGGUUCGUCUGCAAGAGCAGUCUAUGCUCCUGGAUAAGGGUCGCAGCUGCCAACGCAGAGAGUUCGACGUCCUGCCACGUGGAGCGCAGGUCUUUGGCGAUCGUCCCAUUCAGCCUGAAGCUGGAGGUCUACGCUUCGCGGUUCGCGUAGAGGCGGCCUCAAAGGCCUUUUGUGGCUUGCCCUUCUUGGGAUUCACACGGCAAGUGCCCAGUGAUUGCCCAACGUUGUAUCCAGAUGUGGCCACCAACAUGGCUCAGAGUUUGCUGGUCGGUGGGGAUGGUGGAGCUUCGGCCAGAGAUCAGCUGAGCCACUUCAAAAGCGGUUUUAGGGCGCCCCCACAGCAUGAGGUGCAGACAUUCAGUCUGCAACCCGACCUGCCUCGGAAUAAACGACAAGCGCCCGCCGAACCCAACGUCGGGGACAUCUUGGAGUGCCGCUAUACCAGUGCUGGUCUUCUGCAGAUGUUUCUCAAUGACCAGAAGCUGAUGGACUUUGAUACUGGUCGACCCCUCCAUCCCGAUGUCGCCCACUAUGCUGUCGUGGAUGUGGCCUUCGCUGCGUACCGGCUGUCUUUGGUGCCCCCGACACAACCGUUCCCGAUGGAAAGAUCAUGCAGUUCUGGCAAGUCGCCGGAAAGCACCUGCUGUGACGACGAAGAGUCCAUUGACUUGGACCCGUUGGGGACACCUGGUCCCAUCGCCGUUGGCCCACGAGAGUUUCUUCGAUGGCAGUCAAACUCCUGCGCAUGGUCGAUGACCACGAUGACCACGAUGGCCACCAAGCCUUCAAUGGAGCUCGAUGGUUCUCCAACCGGUAGUAACGGUAGGCUUCUGCAACUGGCUUGUGUCUUUGCAGUCGUUGCCGCAGGGUUGGCACUACGACCAGCAUGGCGGCGCUGA
Messenger RNA from Cladocopium goreaui, 1458 nucleotides. The record is from the annotation of a GenBank genome assembly. NCBI's taxonomy places the organism in Eukaryota, Dinophyceae, Suessiales, Symbiodiniaceae.